Messenger RNA from Anopheles aquasalis, 1837 nucleotides. RefSeq lists its product as uncharacterized. NCBI's taxonomy places the organism in Eukaryota, Metazoa, Arthropoda, Insecta, Diptera, Culicidae. The record is from RefSeq and is a predicted model, not a curated record.
AGUAAUCGCCGAGCUCUCAGUGCAAUGAAUAAAAAGGUUAUUUAUCUUUUUAAGUUCUCCUGUGCUUGGCCAUCCUAUGACUACUUCAAAUGCUACAAUGGAAAAAAUCUAGCUGUUUCUCAGAAGUGAUGUGAGCAAAGGAAUUAAAAAAGUAAAAUAAGACAGAUGGUUUUUUGUUCAACCAAAGCUUUAUUACAAAGUGCGUUUGUGCUAAUUUCAUCAAGAAUCAAUUUGAUGUACAAAAAGGAACAAAGUGCUAUACAAAAUGCUGCUAAAAGUGUGGAUCGGAUUAUUUAUUUGCUUUCUCUCAAUAUCAGACAUACUGGGGCUGAAGUUAAGAACAGUACGCAUCCCAACGUACAAGUUUCGCAGUGAGUCAGCGCUGCUCGAGUGUCAGUAUGAGCUGGACGGUCAACGAAAAGGACAUGGAUCAAAAGAGACCAGCAACCGGCGCCAUCACGGCUAUCCAAGCGAUCACUUAAACGAGUCAGUUGAAGAAGAGGAAAAGUUGUAUUCCAUCAAAUGGUACAAAGACAACGAAGAGUUCUACCGCUACGUGCCAUCGGCUGCUCAGCCCAUCAAGAGCUACAAAAUCGAGGGUAUUCGGGUUGACCCAAACCACUCCGAUGGAACUAAGGUGCUUCUGAAGGGUCUUACGCUUAAAUCGUCCGGUGUCUAUCGCUGUGAGAUCUCGGCCGAAGCGCCCAGCUUCGACUCGGUACAAGGCGAAGGUCGAAUGGAUGUGAUUUACGUCCCUAAAGAUGGACCGCACAUAAGCGAUGGUGAACGGAAGAGCUACCAGAUCGGCGAAACGAUGGAUCUGAACUGCACUUCUGGUCGUUCCUACCCAGCCUCCACACUACAAUGGUACCUCAAUGAUGUUCUGGUGACAGAUCCCAAUAACAUCAUCCACUACCCACCGGUGCAUAAUCAGCAUGGACUAAUCACUACAUUCCUGGGGCUCACCAUGGUUGUCAAUCAUCGGCAUUACAUCGAAGGUACAAUGCGCAUUAAGUGCGUAGCAAGUUUGUCACCAGUGCUUUGGAGAGGCGGACAGGAGAGCAUCGUCCAAUGGGAGCAACCUGCCAUAGAUAAUCGAAUCGCCAUGCUGCUGGUGAAAAGCAGUGCUGCAAUGAUUAGCUGACACAUUGUGUAUCCGAUAAUUGUUUGUCUAAUUUUCACGUUUAUUACUUGUGUUACGUAAAAUAUGUAAUAUAUUGAUAGCCAUCAUAAACGGCAAAAAACAUUCGAUUAGAUAAGAAUACAUAGAUGACAUCGAUUCUUAAUCAUUUCAUAUCCAUCAUUUACAAUCACAGACAAACAACAGAAAAAGCCAUUGUGGCAUGUAAGAGCUUUUUUGCAAUCAAAAUACGAGAAGGUAAGGCCAUUGUUAAUAAAACUGUAACAAUUGUCUUCAUUAGGAUCGUGGUCACAUUUUAGGAAUGGCGGAUUCGAUUUCUUCGUUUUAAAUCAUUUUUAAGUUUAAAUUAGAAACAGUGUAAAAGUUUUCACUAUUCUAACGUAUAUACUGUCAGCAGAAAAGAGAUUCAAGAGCAUAUGCUCGUGAACUGUUUGAGUACUGGUGAAAUGGGCAUUAUGAUUUGAUUUGCUAGUGAAUAUUCUUACGAUUAACGAUGGUCUGAGAUGGAUAAUUUUAUUCUUAUACAUAUGUUGAUGCGUACGCAUACAUUAAACAAUACGUAGAGUAUUACAACCAAACAUGAGGGCCGAGAAUGUAAAUAUAGAAUAAAUGUAAUGUGAAGAGUAGGAAUAUGGUAUGAAAACCAAUCAUUUGUUAAAUAUCUAGUUAAUCUAGUAUCAUCAGUAACACAGAUCA